AUGUCAACACAUUUGCCACCAGAUGCGGGACUGUAUAAAAUAGAUAAUAAAGAUACUAUGAGAAUUUGCAUCUUUAUCGUCAAGGAUCAAGGAAGAACGUUUACAGUUGUAUGUAUUGUAGCCACGGAGCGCUUUCUUUCAAUGAUUCAUGUAUCCUUUUCACCACUUCAGCCCCCAGGGAGUCCUUAUGCGCGCUUCUUUGGUCAAAGAAACUGUUUAAG
Funneliformis geosporum is the source of this 221-nucleotide messenger RNA. Lineage: Eukaryota; Fungi; Glomeromycota; Glomeromycetes; Glomerales; Glomeraceae. The record is from the annotation of a GenBank genome assembly.